Molecule: messenger RNA, 2667 nt
Organism: Heterocephalus glaber (naked mole-rat)
Lineage: Eukaryota; Metazoa; Chordata; Mammalia; Rodentia; Bathyergidae
Gene: Fzd10
Product: frizzled class receptor 10
Biological process (GO): non-canonical Wnt signaling pathway; canonical Wnt signaling pathway
Cellular component (GO): membrane
Molecular function (GO): transmembrane signaling receptor activity; Wnt-protein binding
Source: RefSeq, a predicted model, not a curated record
AUGCCUCGCCCCGCGCCCCGCCUGUGGCUCGCGCUGCACGUCCUGGGCUCGUGCGCCGCCAUCGGCUCGGUGGACUUGGAGCGCGCGAGUGACGGCCAGUGCCAGCCCAUCGAGAUCCCCAUGUGCAAGGACAUCGGCUACAACCGCACGCGCAUGCCGAACCUGAUGGGCCACGAGAACCAGCGCGAGGCGGCCAUCCGGCUGCACGAGUUCGCGCCGCUGGUGGAGUACGGCUGCCACGGCCACCUGCGCUUCUUCCUGUGCUCGCUCUACGCGCCCAUGUGCACCGAGCAGGUCUCCGCGCCCAUCCCCGCCUGUCGCGUCAUGUGCGAGCAGGCCCGGCUGAAGUGCGCGCCCAUCAUGGAGCAGUUCCACUUCAGGUGGCCCGACUCGCUGGACUGCGGCCGGCUCCCGAGCCAGAAUGACCCCAACUACCUGUGCAUGGAGGCUCCCAGCAAUGGCUCGGACGAGCCCACUCGUGGUGCCGGCCUCUUCCCGCCGCUCUUCCGGCCGCAGCGGCCCCCCGGCGCGCACGAGCACCCGGCUCAGGACGGGGCCCCGGGGCGCGUGGGCUGUGACAACCCGGGCAAGUUCCACCACGUGGAGAAGAGCGCGUCGUGCGCGCCGCUCUGCAUGCCCGGCGUGGACGUGUACUGGAGCCGCGCAGACAAGCGCUUCGCCGUGGUCUGGCUGGCCGUGUGGUCUCUGCUCUGCUUCUUCUCCAGCUCCUUCACCGUGCUCACCUUCCUCAUCGACCCCGCGCGCUUCAGGUACCCCGAGCGCCCCAUCAUCUUCCUGUCCAUGUGCUACUGCGUGUACUCCGUGGGCUACAUCAUCCGCCUCUUCGCGGGCGCGGAGAGUAUCGCCUGCGACCGGGACAGCGGCCAGCUGUACGUCAUCCAGGAGGGGCUGGAGAGCACGGGCUGCACGCUGGUCUUCCUAGUGCUCUACUACUUCGGCAUGGCCAGCUCGCUCUGGUGGGUGGUCCUCACGCUCACCUGGUUCCUGGCCGCCGGCAGGAAGUGGGGCCACGAGGCCAUCGAGGCCAGUAGCAGCUACUUCCACCUGGCGGCGUGGGCCAUCCCCGCUGUAAAGACCAUCCUCAUCCUGCUGAUGCGCAGGGUGGCGGGUGACGAGCUCACGGGCGUGUGCUACGUGGGCAGCAUGGACAUGAAUGCCCUCGCGGGCUUCGUGCUGGUGCCGCUGGUCUGCUACCUGGUCAUCGGCACAUCCUUCAUUCUGUCGGGCUUCGUGGCCCUGUUCCACAUCCGCAGGGUGAUGAAGACGGGCGGGGAGAACACGGACAAGCUGGAGAAGCUCAUGGUGCGCAUCGGGGUGUUCUCCGUGCUGUACACUGUGCCGGCCACCUGUGUGAUUGCCUGCUACUUCUACGAGUGCCUCAACAUGGAGCACUGGAAAGCGCUGGCAGCGCAGCACAGGUGCCGCGUGGACAGCCAGACCAAGACGCUGGACUGCCUGCUGGCCACCUCCAUCCCCACGGUGGAGAUCUUCAUGGUCAAGGCUUCCAUGCUGCUGGUGGUGGGCAUCACCAGCGGGGUGUGGAUCUGGACCUCCAAGACCCUGCAGUCCUGGCAGCAGGUAUGCAGCCGCAGGCUGAAGAGGGAGAGCCGCAGGAAACCCGCCAGCAUCAUCGCCAGCGGGGGUAUUUACCAGAAAGCCCAGCACCCCCAAAAGCCGCACCUGGGGAAGUUCGAGCUCCCCGUACAACCGCCCGUCUGCGUGUGAGGGGAGAGGGCAGGGAUGGGGCAGGCGGAGCCCACGCUGAGGACUUGGCUUGUUUUUUAAAAAUAAAAGUUUAAAAACAUAUAAAGAAAUAAAAAUUGUUCACCCUGACAUUCAGGAUGCCGCGGUGGUCGGAAAGCAAGAAGUGUACUUGCAAGGUUUUGUUUUGCUUGGUUUUCAGGGCUGGGGCUCCUCAUCCACGGCCUCCUGUAGCUCAUUUGGGGUGAACUGUGGGAUCAGUUCGGAAGAGCCCUUUCCAGACUGUCGCCAGUGUGCAUCGGUGUGCUGGGCGGCCUGGCGACCCAUGUACACAUGAGGCCCCAUAAGCGCUUCCCUUGGGGAAGCAGAGCCUUCCCACCCCCACCCCCGGGGCUGCUGUUUGUCACAGUGCGCAGGGACCGAAGGGGCCCUGGGAGCCUUCACACUCCAGUGACUCAGGCCCGGCCCGUAGAACAGACUCCAGCCUUGCACCAGGCCUCUCUCCGAGCUGGAAACCUCCCCUGAACCUCACAUCUGUGGCCCUGAAAGAUGUGCAAUACAUUUUUCUUCUCUUUCUGUGAAAAUAAGAGAAACAAGUAUUUUGCUGUAUGUAAGGACAACAAAAGAACUCUCCUAACAAAAGAACUGAGAGGCCCGUCCUCAGAAACCCUUUAGCGUUACAUUUUGUGGCUUUUAAUGGAAACCAAGCCAGUAUUCUACAUGUUUGGACUGAUUUGUGGAAAGGAGGGAAAGGGGAGAAGGAUCAUUCAGAAGUACCCAAAGGGCUUAUUGACUCUUGCUAUUGUUAAACAAAUGAUUUCCAUGAAUAGAUGAAGAAGCCCUAGGCCAGAAAGACAAACUUUGUCUAGCACAUUCUCUUCACCAGACCAGGAAGAGUGGCCCCGCCUGUGUAUAUUUGUAAUAUAUGAUAUUUUUCAUGCACCA